Messenger RNA from Rhopilema esculentum, 19078 nucleotides. Lineage: Eukaryota; Metazoa; Cnidaria; Scyphozoa; Rhizostomeae; Rhizostomatidae. The record is from RefSeq and is a predicted model, not a curated record.
CUUACCGAAGUAACUGCCCUUUGUGGCUUUUUUACUGGAUCAGUUAAGUUCGUCUCCAUUCUCCACACAAACUAAGCCUUUGGUAUGACAAAAUUUGAAGAUAUCAAGAUAUCAUGCCAACUACAUUCUUAGCAUGCUCACUUGUGAGUAUACAAACCAGUAAUCUACAUUCCCUUGCAGUUUACCUGCAAUUUACAAUCAUACAAUACGCAUUUCAAAAUUUACAUCCCCAUGUAUACUUUCUUCUUUGCAACUACAUGUCCCAGAAUGCAAUGCGCGCAAUGGACCGAAUGACGUCAUUAUGAAAACGGCUGACUACAACUUUACAGCUAGGCAUGGCUGCGUCUUAAAUCCGAAUGGUUUUGGUUGCCACGCCACGAGUUUAAAGGUAUGUUUGUGCUGAUUUGGUGUACAUUUCUCAUAAAUUUUUCUUUGAAUUCAAUUGGUAAUUAGCAGAAAAUUUACGUAAAAGUUCCCAUAACUGUGAAGGAGCAUUUCAUUAAAUGCUGAAUGACAAUUUUCUUUUUUACAUACGAAUAGGCACACGUUUGUAUCCAUUCUUCCAUUGUGUCAACGCAAAAAAAGUUGGAGAACGAAGAAAUGGAGACUUGAGGAAACAGGAACGCUCAAAAUGUUUGGGAAAAAUGGUUGAAAAAGCAUCUGUUCUCUCGUUAAUAUGAAAUAAAUUUGAUAAACACUUUUAAUUUUGGAAACGAUUCAGCGUGGGGCCUUAGAUACCUAUUCCCUAAAUAACUUCUAAGUUAAAAAUGAAAGAAUGCCCUUUGGUUGAUACAUGUGUUUUAAUACAUGUGCACAAACUGUAUUUUGAAACUUUGUUUUCAAUUUCCUUCCUGGCAGUGUUGUAUCGUUGAAAGAUCAAUACUUCUAAUGUCCAUCCUGCACCAUACUUGUCUUUUGGGUGGAGUUUCAGGAUAUGAUAGAAAUUUUGCCCCCGAAUUUUCGUCUGCUCAAAGAGACGCAGUUAAUACAAAGUUAAAUUGAGCCUGGAGAGAGAUUAAAUUUUUGAUGUCGAAAUUGGUAACCUGAUGUUGAAGAACUUUUCUUUAUUUUCCUGAAGGUUUCCUGGCCUAAUGGAGGUUUUCUGUGGAAAUUUGCUCAAGUAUUUAGGAGGAUUCAAAGAGUAGGUAUUAGCAUACGAACCACAGUAAAGAAACACCUAUUUACAGUAAACAUGACGUGGAAAUAGUAGAGAAGACCCUCAAUUUAUCAGAGUUAAUGGAUCUCUCACUGCAGAUCAGGGGAAAAAGAAGAUGAUGAAAUUGUCCGUAAGUACAAAAUAUACUGAAGAUUUUUGGAUGUUUUCAAGCGAAUAUAUUGCAGCGAGACAUGAUCGCAAAAGGUUGUAACGAAUUUUGUGGAGAAUCGUACAGUAACAAAGUCUGCAAAUGAAAGAACACCCUGGAAAAAAUUAAGCUGAAGCAGUUUGGGUAAGGAAUUCAGAAUAUAACCUCGUUACAGGAAAAGGUGAUUAUCGGGAAUAUUCCUUGGAAAAAGCGAUUAUCUCUAUCCUUUAUUGAUACUGGAGGCGAUUCAUCGGGGCCGAGUGAGAUCCUGUUCCCAGUCUGCCAGAUCUCACCUCUUGAGAAUGAUCUCCAAGAGUAGAUGAAAUUCUUUGAGUAGAUGAAAAGAUGUGUUGCUGUCUAUAUGAAGAGCUGAGAUGUGGGAUAAAAAGGAAGCCAUAAGUUGAAAGUUGGGAUAAUCUAGCCCGUGCUCCAGCCUCCUCCUAACUCGUUACUCGCAAACAAACACGAUGGGGUUACUUGCUAAGCACGUUCAAGCUAGGGGUCUGAAACAGAGGCAAGCAGAAUCUUACUCCUACAAACAGGCCCCAAAAUGCGGCUUCUUCUUUGGCGGUCAGUGAUUGCUGCAGAUGAUACUGUGAGGUUUGUCCUGACAGUUUGAGGUUCGGAAAAUACAGGUGCCUCCUUUGAUAAUAAUUGUUUUUAGUGUCUUUAUUAUGAAUAGUAAACCACAUUCAGAUUAAUGGCCUGAUAUCAAUUGUGACUUAACUUUAUAAGUUACCGCAAAUUCGUGUGUCGAGAAAGUCACUUCUCUCAUUCUUUAUCGAAUGCUUGUGACAAUCUGUUAUAGUCACUAAAAUUUUAAUGGUGAAAAUGUUCCACUUGUUUUUUUCUUGUUAUAUUUAUGAUUCUUUUCUAUGUGAUAAAUCUCAAGUUUCAAAUUAACUGGCUUAAAUAGCGAUCUUAGUUUUUCUAAGAGCUACUUUUAGCCUGUACGUUACCUGCCUGUACGCUACUCUUAGCCUGUACGAUGCCGAUACCUGUAUUUAUUUAUUGAUCAAUUAAAAACCACUGAUUAUCUGAAGCUAUCACCAGCUCAAUCAAAAGAGUUAUUUUAUAUCCAACGAUUGUAAACAUUCAGUGUGCAUGUAGUCAUUUUGUGCAUGAAGUCAUUUUUACCAAGCAGUAGGAAGCGUCUGCACUGGCCGCUAAAAAUGCAGAACCCUUUACUUCAAAAGUUGCUCUUUUCUAAAGAAGGAUUAUAUAUUUUAGGCCAAUGCUCCUUCAAAAGCUUUUUUGAAUCAUAGUGAUUUUUGUGUGUAAAUUGAUCGCAAAAAAAGACUGGGUCGAGCUUCUCCAGCCUAACGUUGAUUCCAUAUCGCAGCGUCCACGUAAGGGCCUCGCCAUGUUGCUUGAGACUGGAGAGCAUACAUGUUGGUUUUAGUUUAACUUCUUUUUCAUAGAAAAGUCAAAAUUACCAUUAAAGCAAGAACUUCCAGUAAAAGGUAUGAAAAUGCUUAUCUCAUUGGCGGUUUUGUUUGUGAUCUUGCUGCCUUUCAAGACAUUUGCUUAUAUCGAUCAGAGCUGCUUGCUGUUUAGUCAGAGUGGAUCAUGUUGUUCUCGGCCCUCAGUCCACGACUACCAGCCAUGUCAUGAGAGAUAUGACAAGUUUCUCUGUGAUCCAUGGGUUGAGUCUGCAUCUAAUGUUAGAUGUGCAAGCAUCGGAAAAUUUCCUGGUGUUUCAUUGGGUAAUCCACUCGGCAUGGUCAAUGGCCUAAUAUUUGGGGACCAGCUUGUUGUUCCGGAUAAUCAAAUAUCUGCCAAUCAAGCUCGGUAUGUCUUUUUGGACUCCGGUGGAUGGAAGGCAUCAAAAACUUACUGGGAUUCUCAUAGAUCUUACUUGACAUUAAUUCCGGCAGACCAAGCCUAUCUUCAAAAGAACGUCAUCGGAUUGCUUCCUAUAUUCCUGGAAAUAGAUUUCUUGGAAAUGAAGAGGAUUUUCUACUUUAUUAUUGGAAACAACAUCAGGAUAAGUGGUAUUUCCCCCCCAGACCGAAGGUUUGCCAUAAGUUACCGUGAUGUCAAUGGGAAAAGGAUCAUUUACGGAAAGGACCCUGCCUACGCUGCGACGACCUAUUGUAGGAAAAUAAUACUUGGGUUUAAAAAGGCUUGCAGAAUAAAGGUCGAUCCUUUCAGAGCGAGAUCUGUUCGAGUCACUUCCAAUACCUAUGAUAACUUUGCAAGAGAGGCAAUUUACCUUGAAGUCGGAGGUUUUCAUUAUCUACAAGCCGACCAUCAUUGGUCUUUGAACACGAUAAAGAACGGCACCACUACUUUUUUCCCUGACAUCGUUGGAGGUCUUCAUCUUCUGACAUCAAAGAUGAUUAAUACAAACAGCUACACUGCCCACGAUGCAGGGAAGCUUGAAUUUGUCAAUGACUCAGUCAGCGCGGAUCUGUCAUCGUACGACUCAAGCUGUCUUGCGAAUCCCACGAACUGCGCGGACGGUUUUUCAGUCGCAUUUUGGUUUAACGUGAAAUCUAACAGCGGGGAAUUUGCAGUAAUGACAGUUGGAAAUGAAAACGCCGGUCAAAGCUUUGUUGGCUUCAAAAUCAUCUUUACAACUGCGAAAAAGUUAAAUAUCGAUGUUAUAACUGAAACUGUUCAUUAUAAUGGUACCUAUGACAUCGCCCAAAACGGCUGGUUACAUUUUGCUGUCACAUGGUCCAAAUCGUCUGGUAUACGCCUGUAUGAAGAUGGGGUUCUUGUAGUCAAUGGCAGCUUUGUCGAAGCUGUUGCUUUUCUCAAUAGUGCCAGUAAGAUCCAUAUUGGAGCGAACACAGCAAAUCGUGGAACUCAGCUGCACGAUUUGAAGUUGUGGAGCUUUUGGCUGUCUGCAAACGAUGUCAUGAAUAUCUUCAGUCCAGGGAAAGGAGACUACAGCCAGAAGGCUGAGGAUAUGACAAAAUUCAGGCCAGGAACCUGUUUGGGAGCAAUGGCAGCUUAUGGGAGAAAAGUUUCUGUCUAUGAGCUUUAUCACGUCGAGGGCUCCUUCCCUUUAAAGUGCAUUCCAGUUGAAAAUGGCGUAAAGUAUUACAUCUUCCCGGAUUUACCUGUUUACAAUGUGACUGGGCCAUGGAAGAGCAACUUUGAAGCGACGAUCAAGUAUGAACAAAACUCAAAGACUAUCAUCAGACAUCUGAUAAACUCAGCCUCGUCCUGUGAACAGAAGGUCUCGUUUACGUGCAUGAUGACUGGCAUAUCUGAUUCAGAUCUGUAUGGCUGGAAUAAUGAGUUGCUUGUUGGAAGUUGCGUUGGCGGUACAUGCAACUGUGUGGCCUCAGCUUCUGUUGUACAAAAAGACAUCAAACAAUAUAAUGUCACAAAAAAAUUGCCACUUACGAAAAUAAUCAGAAAAAGUAUUAGCUUGUCCAAUCACUACCAGAUGUUUGAUAUUGGCCCAGUAGAGUGCUUUCAAGAUAUGAGGGUUUAUAGCUCAUGCAAACAUGCUUUGGAAGUAAAUUCAUUUGCAGCAGGAAAGUACACCAUUUCGACGUCAGUGAAAAACAUUUUUGUUCACUGUUCAAAGAAUGAUAGCAACUUUGUGACGCGCAUAGAUCACGAACUUAGCGGACUGUCUAUUCGUGUUCAUGGUUAUGAGGAACACGGAAGCUAUGUCAGGCUUAUUCGGUACCUCGAGGACUUUGAAAGUAUACUGGCUGUAAUAAACGUAGCAGAUUCGUGCAAACAAGAGGUAACUGCUGAAUGCUACAACUCCCUUCUACCGGACUAUUCAUGGUUUGAUGAUCGUGAUGGAAAUAAGAUCAACUAUCAAUGUAAAUGUGGGACUGAAAAUAACUGCCCUACAACGGGACCCACAAGGUCGUGUAAUUGCCAAAACAAUGAUAAUGUAAUAAGAAAUGACAUUAUCGUUUACUCACAAAAGUCUCAACUUCCUCUAACCACUCUGAGAGCUGGCGAUACAGGCAAUCCACCGGAGUACAUCACAUUUGAAGUUGGCAGCUUGGAGUGCAUCAGUGCUGUAGCCGCUGGUGUAAAUAGUUGCCAUAGGGAAACGUCUGGAAAGUCGUGCUACGAAAGUAAAAUUUCAAACUUUGGUAACUGCGAAAAUGAGAUGGAUUUCAAUGGCUGCUGCGAAUUUCCAUUCACAUACAGGAACCGAACAUAUAACAAUUGCACUACAACAGACUCAGUAGUUCCCUGGUGCUCAUUAACUCCAGAAUAUAGUGGACAAUGGAGAUAUUGCAUCUCAAGCCAGCCUAAAGCUGACAUCGACUUUAGUUUGGGUGCAAAGGAAACAACUGGAGACUGGAAAAUUGGAUACACUUGCAGCGAAGAUGACAACAGUGGCCCUUGCUAUGAUAUGACUUUUUCAUCAACUCCAAGUGAAAAAUCUCAAGAAAAGCCUGCUGUUCAUCGUCUCUCCUAUAAGAGUGUUUCAUCUCUUGACAAAAUUAACGGCUUUUGCACGCAAAAGUUCAUUGGGUCGGUCAACUACACUACAACCGCAAUAUCUUAUUCAGCGACUGAUUUGACGAGGCCAGAGUUCUUGGACAGCGUCUCUUUCUGCUUAUCAUCUAAUGCUGAUAGCCCGGUUGAAGCAAUCGUUCACAUUUAUGCUGCUGUAUCGCUUGAUGAAGCUGAUAGUGUCUAUAUUUCCAAGUGCAAAUAUCAGUUUUUCCGGUCAGCGAUGUAUUUUGGACCGGUUAUUUGGAAAUACGGACCGGUUUCAGAUGGAAAAUAUAUCGGCGGACCAGAUUUGAAAAAGAUUGUCUUGCCAAUCUUAUCAUCUAGCGAUCCAAAUGUCAGCCAGAAGCGGAUUUAUUUGCUGUUGGAAUGGCAAGAGUUUUUGAUAGGAAAUGGUAUUACGGACAGUUUGCACAAUCCUUGUAAGGAGCUGUAUCUACGCCAUAAAGUUCGUGGACCAGGAAAUUAUCUACAAGCUGACAAGAGCGAUACAAAGAGACAAGGUGAAGCCUUGGUGUAUGAUGCAAAGUUUUUUUCACCUUCUAAGAAAUGUAUACGAUUCUGGUACUUUAUGAGCGCUGUUGGCAAUAGUAUGUUAAUGGUGAAUUUGUAUCAAGAGUAUCACACGGCAAAAGAAAUCAUAAGAAUCGUUGGUGAUCAAGGAACCAAAUGGAAGAAGGCAACCAUUCCCAUCGAGGCUCUGGUAGAUUCUCAAGGAAAUCUUGCGAAGGUAUCCUUUGUGGCAAUGUACGGCUCGAAUAGUUCUCGAAGUAUUGCCAUAGAUGAUAUCAGUAUUCUUAGUGAGUCCUGCAUCCUACAACCAAACCAAUUGCAUGAAUAUGGAGUUCUAGGCCAUCUGCCAAAAGCUGCGAUAUUCAUUCCUCUGGACCAUUCAUUGUAUGACAACAACUCUGCCUCUGUGAUGUUUUCGCCAUCCUCUCCUCCUGGGCCAAAAACUGCGGAUAACUUUGGCUACCCACAUCAACAUGCAUACUUUAAUGGCGUACAGAACCGUUUACAUGUAACAUACCAGGAUCAAAUAGAACUUUCAAAUGAUUUUACAAUCUGUCUUAAUACAAAACCAGCUUCAUUGUCAAGUACACUGAAUCUGCUCCAAACUUCUGAUGGUAGCCUCGUGCUACGAAUGAUUGAAGGAGGAACUCUGACAUUGUGGUUCAAUACCAAGGAAGGACAAUUUAAUGAAAAUUUUAAACCAAUCUUGACUGAAGAUGCAUGGAACUUUAUUUGCGUCGUGUUCCAGCAACACCGCGGAGCAUUCAAUUUCUUUGUGAAUGGGCAGCUGAUGCAAACGGUCCACACUGGCUUUGUUGAGCCAAGCAUUGUUGUAAAGACACUCAAGAUUGGUCAUCUUAUUUUGAAUAAAGGAAGAAAUUUUAUAACGUGCGUACAGAUAUAUUCUAGCGCAAUAGAUGAUGCUGUCAUACCAGCUCUUGAGCUUUGCCCAAACCGUCACAUGGUCAGUGCCUGCAAGAUGAAAUGCAGCCGUGAAUCUGUUUGUGAUCAGCUUUCUCAAAGGUGUCUUUGUCCAUCUUAUGCCAAUAGAUUCGUAAAAGAAGAUUGCUCUAAUGCACUAGAGUCCACGGUGUAUAGUGGUUAUGCUGAUUACAUGGGAUUUGAUGAUCGAAAAAUGCUACCUGGCAAAACGUUUCAGAGCAUUGCGGAAGCUGAGAAUAGAACGAAGACGAACAUAUCAUUCUUUCAAGACACGACCUUUGUCUUCGUGCCUGGUCCAGUUAGCUCUGCACUUUGUGCCUUUAAACCAGCAGCAAUAAGCAUACCAUUACAGUCGAGUUCUUGUUUCUCAACUGGAACAUGCGUCAACGGUAUGACGCUAGUGGUUUGGCUGUACAUCCCAGCUGUGCUUGACUGGAACGCGGUUGGUAACGUAACGCUUUUCACUUACGGUAGACUCAAGGUUAUCUACGGCGUUGUUAAUGACAUGCGCAAUGGAACUACCAAGCCAAUCCCAUCGCUGAUGUUCGCCUAUACACAAAAUGGCGAAACCUGGCUUUGGGUAUCGAUGAUAUACGGCAGCUCGAUAACCGAAGCUUGGUCUCAUCUUGCCAUCACCGUGGACUCCUCGCACGACGUUCAGGUUUAUUACAACGGUAAACCAAGUUUUGUGAAAAAAUCAGCUAAAGUGGAACCAGCUGAGACAGAGACAGCUAAUAUUGUCACUGGGGAUCUAGAAUACACGUGCUUUGAUGAAUUCGUUGCUUGGGACAAUUUUCAGUUAAAAAACCAAAUAGAGAGAAUAUACAAUCUCUCGGUUUUUGGAGGACAACAAGCUACUGAAAGCCGGAUUCUCUUCAGAAAAUUGGCCCUCAAGGAACCCGGUGAUUUGUGGGCAGUUGAUCGAUCUGAUGUUGCUUAUAAAUAUCAUGAUGGAUCUUGGAUACCGUUGCCAAGCGAGCCGAUUCAGGUUAUUCAUUCAGGGAUGUUGGGUGUUAUUGCAGUACACAAGAACAAUAGUUUAUACAGAAGAGCGGGUAUCACACCAGAAAAUCCUGUUGGAUCAUCAUGGGAACCCCUCUUGACAAAUACUAAUUUUAUGGGACGUGUAACCGACCUUUCAUCGUCGCCUAAGGGUAAUAUUCUUGCAAAAAGCCUUUAUCAAUGGCACUGCAUUUCUGCAUCGUCUGGAGGUCCGUUUAAAAAUAUGAACACCCUAAUUGGUGGCAGUGAGUUUUCUCAAAUCGCUUGCAAUGGUUUUGAAUGUUGGGGCGUAGACACGUCUAAUUUGCCCCAAAAAUUCUUUGAAAUCAGUGAUUGCAGCUUUAUUCCAAAUGACACGCCACUUGGUUCCAAAAAGAUUUCACACAUUACUGUAAGUUAUUUUCCUCCGAUAUUUGCGAUCGAGAAAGAGGACAAGAAACUCUUAACUCGUAUUGAUGGAUGGAGAGCUUCACGGGAAGGGAUAGACAAUAAUAUGCCCUUUCUUGACGUGGUUGGGUUGUAUGGAAUGGCAGUUGGAGUUAAAAUCAAUGGGGACAUCGAAUUUCAACUUCCUGAUGAUGCUGAUGAUCAGCCUCUUUUGAUAACACAGCAUAAGGACGGAAGCAGUGCUGACUGCAUUCAUUUAUCGGCAACGGAAUUCAUAAUUGGGUGGUUUACUGGAUGCAAGAAUCUUCUUUUCCGUUCGAAAGAAGGCUGCCUUGUUAGGCUAGCAUCCAAUAAGUUUUUGCAAAUCGACGGAGGAACUACAACAUCAUCUGAUACAUGCAGAAAUGAAGAUAAGGUUCGAUUUGACAAGAGUGGAAUGAUAUCGACAUCCAAAUCGAGUACUUCUUGUUUGCAAAAAUCUUCCAACAAACUUAUACAGAAGUCAUCAGAGAGUAGCCCUUGUUUAGAUUUCACUUAUAACACAAUGAACCCUAUCAAGAACAUCCCUGGAAAUCUUCUAAAAUGGAAUGCAACUAGUGCAGAUUCUAUGGACGUUAAUGUAGACAUUGCUGCAGUAUUUCAUCUGCACUACCCAAGGUGGACCGCUAAAACAGAUCAUCUAGGCAGCAAAGAGUUUGCUUUUUUUUGUCAAAGACUUCGUUUUGAGAUGGCACAGCGAUUUUCUGGAAAUAUUAAUUAUCGGAAGUUCAAGUGCAAUACCAUAAAAAAAGACGAAUGCGACCUUGAGCGGUUAAAAAAAUGCCAUUUUAAAGUCGGUGCUCGCCUGUUCUUUGCUCACGUCGAUGAAGGAGUUCGGAGAAUAUUUUCUUCUAAAAUUUUUAAUGGUGAGGUGACAGACUGUGGCGGGAUUUCCUGCUCAUUAUCAAUGUCACUGACUGCAGUUGGAGUGAUAUUCACACCUCAAAAAGCUGAUGUUCUCAACGUCACUUCGAGGACAGCCUCUGUUAGAAGUUACCCUACAAUCAAAGCAACAAAUGCUGCUCCAGCUGGUUACAACGUUACAGUCGUCGGAGUAUCAAAGAUCACUGAAAAUUUGCGAAUUUUUCACAAGAUUGAGCAGUUUCGAGAGGGAAAUCAAUUUGUUAUAAGAAACCUUCCACCAAAUUUUAAUUUUACCUGCAAGAUACAACCACUGUUUCUUCAGGGAGUUGGAAAUGCUUUCGAAGUUAAAUUUGAGACUGAUGAGGAUGUACCACAAGAAGCACCAUUGAUUGCAGUGGAGGCAAGUGGAAGACACACGAUCGACUUCAAUAUAAGUAUAAUAAACCCAAUCAAUUGGAAUGGCUUCCUGGUAGGGUAUCGAGUCUAUUACCAGUCAAUGCUGGAAAUUAAUUCACAUCUGGAUUUAAAGAACCUGACAAGUGUUGAGUCGACUCAUCCGAUGCAUGUCAAUUUUAGAACUAACAGCACAGAUUUUAGCCAAGCUUUGAGUUUAACUGGGCUGGAAGUUUUUACAAACUACUCACUUAUAGUUGGUGCUUAUAACAGCAAAGGGGUUGGGUCUUUGAGGCAGAUAUUCUGGAGAACUAAUCAAGGAGAGCCAGAGGUAUUUACACCAAAUUACAAUUUAAGCGUUGUUAACAGCUCAUAUCUCUUGGCAUCGUGGUCACCAUUUACAACAGACAUUGAACUUCUGAACGGCUGGUAUUUAUCGAACUACACUCUGAAAUACAUGGAGUAUAGCACUCCUGCUAUCUUCAUGCCUUUUACAGUGACUAAAGUCAUUGUUAUGCCAAAUGAAACCAGUCUUCUCAUAGGCCCUUUAGAAGCUGGCAGAGAUUACAACAUCUCGAUUGCUGGAAACGUUGAAUUGCGAGCAGGUGUUUAUUUGAGCUUGUGUAUAAGAACUGAUCAAGAUGUCCCGAGUGCGUCUCCAGGCUUUGCUAAUGUCACAGGCAUCGGUUCUUCGUUGUUAAACUACACCACUGGGUGCAUAGAUCUUAACAGCGAAAACGGAGAGAUACUAUAUUACAACGUAUCAGCCAUGAUCGUAAAUACUGGCGAAACAGCGUAUUACAGAGCUGAUAUCUUAACAGAGCGUUGCGUUGCAAUCAAUUGCUUUUCCUUUGGUUUGUCUGAAUGCCACAAUCGUAGCGUGGAUAGCAGUACACGACAAACACACCUCAUGGCCCGUAGCUGUAGUGGUAAUAUGACAAAUAUUGGCAGAACAUCAGAUGUAAUUAACUACGCUAUUGAAGGUCUGCGAUAUUGGACUAACUACAGUAUUAGGUCAUCAGCCUGCACGAUAAAGGGUUGUGGACCGUUUAACGAGCCAAUAUAUGUCAAGACAGAUGAACACGUGCCUACCUGCCCGCCUAAUAUCACAGGAUUCCAAAAUAUGUCAUCGACAUCAAUGCUGGCUACAUGGAAUGAACUUGAGCUUCACUGUGCACAUGGAGUACUAUUCCCAUAUAAUAUUUUCAUUUCACUAGAAGACGAGCUCACAAACAAUGAGUGUUUCAACCAUUCGUCAUGUUGGCCUUUGUUCGAUCCUGCAUCAAAUGAAACCAAAUAUUUAAAAAAUUCUACCAACACAUCUGCUUCGUUAUUUGGGCUGAAGAAGUAUCGAAAGUACUGCAUCUUCUUGCAAGCUGUAAAUGUCAAGGGUCGUGGACCCACUUCGAACAAAACGUGCAGCUUCACAGCAGAGGAUGAACCCGAUGGCCCCCCUGCCGUAUUCAACGUAUCAGUUAAAUCCAGCCAAAGUGUUGAAGUACAUCUGGAGGUGCCAUCCGCUGAUGUUGUCAAUGGCAUCAUCAGGGGCUACCAGGUGAUUUACCAAGAAACCAAUGAACAUGGUGAGAUGAUAGGUGAAAACAUGACUGCAGAUUUCAAAAGAAUAGAUGAAGUCAUUACUAUAGGUAAAAUCAAAGGCCUUAAAGAAUUCACUUGGUACAGUUUCCAAGCUAUAGCUUACACAUCCAUUGGAUAUGGGCCUAAUUCAUCUCGCGUGACAUCUCGAACUUUCGAAGAUGCUCCCACUGCACCACCAAGAAACUUGACUAUCAAAAAUAUAUUAUCAAAUGGCUUUGUUCCAUUCUGGGAGCAGACUGAAAAGUCACAUCUGAAUGGAAUUUUCCUCAGCUUUAAUGUCACAGUAACGGAAAAUCGCCGCGAUGGUAUUGUGAAUACAUACACAUUUCACGCAGACGCUGGACAACACAAAGACAACAGUAUUCAUACAAAUACAACACAGUCGAGAAGAAGGCGUAAUGUCGGAAUGCCUCCGGGUGUUGCCAUCACAACUCCCUCAACCGGGCCAAGAGGAUUGAUUAACAAUGUAACUAACAAUGCAAUUAACCUAGUCAACAAAACUCUUAAUGAUCUUCUUAAUGGUUUGCUGAACUCUUCUACGACAUCACAACAGCAGCUUCAAAACAGUAUUGGCAGCGAUCGAGCAAAUGCCAGCAUGAAUAUAACAUUGUUGCAUGCAUUUCAGCGCAAUUAUGUGAAUUUUUCAAUGAAGUCAGACAGUUUUGCUCUCAUAUUGACUGGUCUUCUGCCUUACACGUUUUAUAACAUUAGCGUUAGGACUUGUACUGUGAUUGGCUGUGGACCAGAUGCAAAGACAAGAGCUAGAACAGCUGAAAGCCGACCAACGUCUCCACCUGUGAUAAAUACUUAUGCUCAAAAUACUCACAACUCUUUGAAUUUUACUUGGAAAGAGCUUCCAAUAAUGGAGAGACAAGGCAUUAUAACUGGUUACAAGAUCAAAUGGAUGAAGAACUGCGAAUACCAACGACUCAUGAACUAUCCUGAAGAUGGUGACUGUGUGCGAGUGCCGCCUGAGAAUACGACAAUUUUCUCAAUUGAUGAAAUCAGCAGUGAUAUGCUUUACUAUAAAAUCAAUGGUCUUACUCCAUUUACGUGGUAUCGUUGUGAAGUAUGUGCUAAAACAUCAGUUGGUUACGGUCCUUGCGGAAACGCAACAUUCCAGACGGAUGAAUCAGUUCCUCUUGAGGCACCAAAUGUUACCAGAUCAUUUGCAGUGACUGGGAAAAGUUUCCAGACAGAAUGGCAGGACAUUCCACCACCGUAUAGAAAUGGCAUCAUCCAGGGUUACAUAAUAUACUUCCAACUAAGCUCAUUGCUUGAAGAGACAAACACAUACUUCAACUGGCAGAAGACAAAAAAGUACCCACCGGAAAAAUAUAUGUUGAUUGAUGAUCUGCAUUUGAAAUCUAACUACACUUUUAUGAUUGCUGCUUAUACCUCAAAGGGUGUUGGCUUCAACUCUAGCUUGCUCUAUACGCAAACUGGAGAUUUCAAACAUGGCAACUGGAGUGAGUGGUCACAGUGGAGUUUCUGCAGUGAAAGCUGUGGAGGAGGAAUUAGAAAGAGAUCUCGUAAAUGUGACAACCCAGCACCUUUCAGUGGCGGAGAUGAUUGCAAGGGCAACUCGACGGUUACGGAGAUUUGUGGCACAAUACAGUGCAGUGGGCCUAUAAUGGGUAGUCUCGGCGAAAAUUGUUCUCGAGUGUGUCAAAACCGCGGCAUUUACUGUUACCCAGAAUUUCAGUUAUUGAAUUCAACAAAGACAUACGAAAAGCUUGGUUAUAACUGCCUAGACUCCACAACAAAUCCAAGCUAUAGCAAGAAGUAUCAUCCUAGCUAUGUACACAGUUCGAAAAAAUGCGAAGGCUUCAAGAAUGUACCUAAACAAAUAAGCUGCGACUCAGUGCCUCCGACUGAUGGAGAGACUGUCCGCUUAUGUAACUGUCUGUCUCCUGUUGAUUGUGGAUGUGGAGAUUGGAGUCAAUGGAGCAUGUGUUCAAAGGAAUAUUGCGGAGGAGGAACAAGGAAGAGAACUCGAAGCUGUACUCCUGUUCCUAUUUGCGCGGAUGGUUUUACUGAACAGAUAUUUGAAUGUAACGAGAAGCCAUGUCCAGUUAAUGGUAAUUGGGGAGCAUGGUCCGAAAUUACUCCUUGCAACAAGACUUGUGGCUAUGGAUAUCGACAUCGCUAUCGAAAAUGUGACAGCCCCGCUGAUGCUCAUGGGGGAAAAUACUGCUACGGUUCUCCUGUCGAUAUCAUACCAGAAUGCAAUGUUCAUAAAUGCCCAGUUCAUGGCGGUUGGACAUCGUGGAAUGAUUGGCAGCCUUGCGAUCGGCCCUGUGGAGGAGGGAAGUUACUGCGCAAACGAUACUGUGAAAAUCCAUCACCAAAAUAUGAGGGCAAGGAAUGCGAAGGGCCUAAUUCUGAGUGGCAGCCUUGUAAUCUACAUCAAUGCGACGAUGUUUCUGUUCUUUUCACUGUUAAAUUGGUUGACUUUGAGUGGGAUUUCAAAUUAGUAUACGGAUCACAUCCAAAAACAAUUGAACUUUCUAAGCAAGUCACUGACAACGUUAAAGCCGUUUACAAUCAUUCUUCGACUGUUAGUCAUAUAAGAAUUGAAAAUUUCUUGCGAGGCAGCGUUAUUGCGAACUUUACAGUAUAUUAUGUUAAAGUGAGUCAGGGAGAAGUUCUGCUACUUCAAGAUUUCAUUGACACGACGGGAAAAAUGUACAAUUUGUCAACCAUUGUUCAAGAGGUCAAGCCUACGAAAGUUGUUGUAAGUCCACCAAGAAAUGUCUCAGCUGCAUCCUACUCUCCAAGGACAAUGCUCAUUAAAUGGCUACCACCAAAGAAUUACCAUUUAUUGAAUGACACAUAUGGCUAUUAUAUUUUCUACCGUGAAUUCGAGAGCACCGUUGGAAAAUGGGAUGUCUCGGGUGUACCUGGACUGAAUAGCACUUCAUUUUUGUUGAAAGACUUGAAGCCAGCUACAAAGUAUAGGUUCAGAAUGACUCUAGCAGUUACUACAGGCAACGGACCAGCAUCAGACGAAUCAGUUAAUAGUACUAUAGAAGGAGUCCCCAAAGUCUCACCGAAAAACUUCACAGGCCGUGCAAUAUUACCGUCUCAAGUGUAUCUGAAUUGGGUUGGCAUAAGUGACGAAGAAUUCAAUGGAAGACCUCUUGGAUAUGCCAUUAGAUACAAAAAAUACUUCGACACUGCUUAUAUUGAGAAAACCGUCCCAAAAGCCAACUUUGAGGUAACAUUAGAGAAUCUCAGACCAUUCACCCUCUACGACUUUGAUCUUUUGGCGUUCUCAGGAGCAGGCUAUGGACCUCCAUUAUCACUCAUUUUAAAGACACCAGAGGGCGUGCCUUCUAUCGCCCCUCCUAUGUUCGCGGUGCAACGUGAUCAAAAGACAACUACAUCAGUAGUGGCUACGUGGAAGGAGAUUCCUGAUGACCUCAUCAAUGGUAUUUUGCUAGGCUACAAGCUGAGGUAUACUGUCAGUCGCAUUUCGGAUGAGUUGUAUAUUGGAGCGCCUAUUACCAAAGAGAUCGAACUUGACAAGUUUACAUUUCGGUACCAAAUUACCGGCCUACAGAGUUAUACAACCUACGAUAUCAGCGUCGCUGGCUACACAGAUGCUGGCAAUGGGCCUUUCAGUAUACCAAUACCUGAAACCACUUGUAAAUGCCCAAGCCGCGUCUUUCUGAACUGGCAUUCAAAUCCACCGUAUGUAAGAAGAGAACCUCGUUUAAAAGUUUCCGGUAUCAUGGCCGAGAUUAUUCAGGAUAUGAUCCAGACUUCAUGUGGUACCUGUAGUGGCGCUGCGCCAUUCAUUAGCUGGUAUCAAAGCCUAUCAGGAGAAAACCCAGUGAAAACUAAUGAGCUCGGUGUUCGGCAAUCUAUUGGUCAAGAGUACCAUAUGUCGUUUCCAAUAUUUGGAUCUGGCAGUAAUAGCAAGUACAUGGAAGACAAUGCUUUUAUGUUGCUUAUCAAGUCGUCUGGAAGUGCUACUGUCGUAAAAAAGAAAGUAGAUUAUUCUGCAAAGACGAAGAAUGUUCUCAAGUCCAUAACCAAUUUAUGGCCCAUGUAUCUGCUGGUUGUCUGCCUGACUUUUGUAACAGGAGUGAUUGUUUGGGUAAUGGAACGGAAAGAAAACGAAGAAUUCUCCAAAGGAAGAUACGUUCAUGGCGUCUUGCAAGGAUUUUGGUGGGCUUUCAUUUCAAUGACAACUGUCGGUUAUGGUGACAUAACCCCAAGAACAUUUAAAGGGAGAUUGGUUGCGAUCGUCUGGACAUUGGCAGGUCUUGUCCUCACUGGCAUUCUUACCGGUGCACUUACCUCUUCCGUCACGUCAAUGACAAUGCCCCCUGCUGUAACACUUUAUGACUCCCAGAGCGCCGCUGUAAAUAAUUCGUUUGAAUACUUCCUUGGGGUGAGAAGAAACAGCAAAGUUAAUACGAAGAAAAACUAUCUGUCAAAUGACGAAGUGCUCGAUGCUGUAAAAAACGAAGAAGUUCAAAUUGCGUUGCUUGAUGCGUUCACUGUCGCAGCCUUGGCGGAGGAGCUGGUCUCAAAAAGCCUCAAGGUGACAAAGCUCAUCGAUGCAAACACUGGAUAUGGAAUUGUUCUAUCACAUGAAUUUGUGCGUAUGGAGAGCGAUUUUAGAAGCUACAUCUCAUCACAGAGCAACAAGAUUUCCGCGUUCCGUACAAAUAUGACAGAAAAGUUACAUUCAGCGCAAUCUAAAGUUGAAGCAGUACCUCUUCUGUUUGACCCAUCAACAAAGAUGUUCUGGGAUAUGGUCUCUUUAGAAGGCAUCUUACUGCUUGUCUGUUCCAUCCUUGGAAUAUUUUACUCAAGCUACAGGGCAAAGCGCAAAAACAAGAAAAUCAUUCCUACACACGAGAUUCUUCUCCUGGAGAUGGCAACUAUCGAUCACAACAUCGCAGAAUUUGAGAAAACAGUGAACGAAAAGUUAGAAUCAUUAAAUAGUAAGCACUUUUCGCAAUAUUUAGAACUCGAACGAAUGAAGGCAAACUACAAACGACUCCUGAAGCGAAAAUACCCUGUGCACGUUGACUCGCAGGCCAACCGGAAGGUGUCAAGGCAUAAACUAUCAAACUAUGGUAUCGGUGAGACAGAAAUAUGAGGAGAUUUCUUGUACGCUUUGUUACUUGUAUUUUUAAGGAGUUUUUCAAAAUUGAAACAAACGACAACUUCAUAAUUGAAAGGCCCACAGUUUUUUGUAUAGAAUGAAUAUUGACAUUGAUAAUGUUUUCUGGAGUUAUUUUCUUUUCAUUAAUACCCUCUUGCCUUUCGCAAAAGGUGUCUAGGAACGCAGGUUGAAUUUCCCUUAAAAAAAUAUAGCUAUUUACUUGCUGUACCCCUGUGCUAGUGAAGAAGAUCAUAAAUUGCUAGCUCGAGCUAUAUCUAAUUUUUAAAGGCCAUCUGUCACGACGUUGAUUGGUUAUAAGAACAGAGGGAUUUUUAUUGUUUCCAGUCCCCUUGAAUUUAUCGCAUUGUAAAAAAUAUGGCGGAUAGCUGGAAUCGUGUUUAGGCUAUUGCUCCAUCUAUUGUUCUCGUUAACCAAUCCACAACGAGACAGAUUGCCUUUAAGCCAGUAAUAAUUUUUUGUUUUGAUGUGCACAAUUUGAUUUAUUUUGUUUAAUAUAUCCGUAUGGAGGUUAAUCCGCUGGUUACCUAAUGCUGGCUGUCAAAGAGCUCUGUAUCUUAAUUUUGUAAAAAAUGACAAAAAAAUCUAGUAGAAGACUUAUUGCAAAAGUAAGCUACAGAAAAUUUUUAAAAUACUUGAAAAAAGUUCACAAUUGUUAAUAAAAUUUCAGUAAAUAUUUUAUAUUGUACGAAAGAUACAAAUUUGCGGACUAGAAGUAAUUUGAGUACGACUUUGUAAACCGUUAAAUUAUUCGAAGUAGGUACAUUCAAAGUCGAUACCGUUUUAAUCGAUGAUUUAAUACCUUAAGCAACUUUAAGUUACUAUUUCUAACCUACGUACUAGUGCGAUUUUAGGGGACGUUAAUAUCAGAUUCCAUUUUGUACAAGGAGAAUGUAGACUGUCUACAUUCCAGUACCGGAUAGGGGGCACCGGGUGGUCAGGUUUUGAUAGGAUGAAAAAGACAGGCCAAAGUGCCAUUUACAUAAAGUUCAAAUGACACCAGUUUCUCAAUCAUCAAGAAAAUGUAUAUAAAUUUAUAUUGAAAUGCUCAAUUAAUUUUAUCUCAUUUGAUUGUCAUGCUACUCUUAAAUCAUACAUUCUUUUUAUUGGUCAGAAAUUAGUCUUUUAUCAAGAUGCAUACCCUAGAAGUAAAAAUAUAAGUUACGAGAGUAUAGGAAGAAGUAUUUUUUAUGUUCCUUGUUCCACCCCUCCCCCCUGCCCCGUUGUAGUUCCACCGUCCCUAACACACGCCUUUUAUUGUGUUUACUCAUUGAUUGUUUAUAGAUGUUAGUAGAAAUAUGAUUAGUUGACAGAAGUAUAUUUAAUUUCAUUUAAAAAGGAAAGCGGAAAAAAUGAGAUUAGGCAUAAAUCAAAUUCGAUUCCUUUUACCCUAUCUUCAUCUCAUGGCUUCAUCAAUGUAGCAAAAAUUUCAUACAUAAAUCGAGAUUUUAGGACACAUUUAAGAAGCAGCAGGAAAAGACUUUUGUUUAAAAGUCGGCGCAUAAAUCUUAUAGCUACAAAGAAGCUAAUUUUUGCCAAAUUUCUUAAAUAUAAAAAUAUUUACAAUGUAAGAAAAGAAUAUCAAGGGGUCGUGAAAGAUGGUAAGUCAAAUAAAACCUAAUCUAUAAAUAAACCUUUUUUAAAGCUGCCAAUGAUUUGGACUUUUGAAGAGCCAACUCUUUAUGCCUUCAACCUCUGCCUAAACAAAUUCUCAAGGAUGCCCCUAACACUUCAAAGUAAGGAACACAAAGCUACAGAUUAUGGUACCACGUCAUUAGAAUUAUACUGCACUUAAGCUAAAAGAGGGCCAUUUUCCCCCUGGCCUCUUUUCGUGGCUCUUGUCCCUUCUCUGUCUCAACAACGCUAUUCCGAAAUGGAAAUUUUUGUUUCAAUAAACAAAGAUUUAAAGUAUACAGACAUUAGAUUAUAUCUCCAUGAGAUUUGUUCACAUUUUAAAAUGCCAAUUCAGCCAAAAAAAAACUAUUCUGCGAGCACGGUGUGUGGUGGAACAUACUGCAUUAUACUGUAGCCCUUUUUCCACUCUUGCGUAAUAAUUAAAGGUGUACAACAUUAAAAAUCUAGAUAGAGAAUAACGUUAGAAACGUUUAGUGGUUUAUAUCUGGCCAUUCAGGUUUCAGGAAAGCCUCAAAUUUUUGUCAAACUCACAAAGCUUUUCAGACUAAAUUGAAAAAAGUUUUUAUUUGCUUUCUGAUUUUUCACAAAUUCUUUUCAAGAAUUACUUGAAUAUGUUAAAAUAUCCACAUUUGACAAAUACAAGACAAUUCAGACAGGAUCAGACAAAGAUGUGCAUUUCCCAUUGACUCCUUUGAUUAUUCCCCUACAUAAAUGGUCGAUUUAUUUCAAAUUCAGUUGGUUCUCUUUAUGUUUUUUAAAAAUAGCUUUUCUAGUCCUUAUAUAUAAGUGUGUUAUCAGUUCUCAAAUAGUU